CUUCGCUCACUCCGUUUUCUGCCCACCACAUCCUACACCUUUCUCUUCCCACCACCUCCUCACAUCAAGAUGAAGUCCUGCGUUGUAGCCGCUGCCUGCGUGGCCGGAGCCCAAGCCUUCGUGGCACCCAGCGCGUUCAACGGCGCCGCCGUCGCCACCCCGGCCAAGUCGUCCUCGGCCAUGAAGAUGUCGUUCGAGUCGGAGAUCGGCGCGCAGCCCCCCCUCGGAUUCUGGGACCCGCUCGGCCUCCUCGAGGACGCCGACCAGGAGCGGUUCGAGCGCCUCCGGUACGUGGAGGUGAAGCACGGGCGCAUCGCUAUGCUCGCCAUCGCCGGUCACCUGACCCAGCAGAACACCCGGCUCCCCGGCAUGCUCUCGAACUCGGCGAACCUGUCGUUCGCGGACAUGCCGAACGGCGUGGCCGCUCUGUCGAAGAUCCCCCCGGCGGGCCUCGCCCAGAUCUUCGCGUUCAUCGGCUUCCUUGAGCUGGCUGUGAUGAAGAACGUGGAGGGCUCGUUCCCCGGAGACUUCACCCUGGGCGGCAACCCGUUCGGGUCCUCGUGGGACGCGAUGUCGGAGGAGACCCAGGCGUCGAAGCGCGCGAUCGACGCGUUCAACGGCGCCGCCGUGGCCACCCCGGCCAAGUCGUCCUCGGCCAUGAAGAUGUCGUUCGAGUCGGAGAUCGGCGCGCAGCCCCCCCUCGGAUUCUGGGACCCGCUCGGCCUCCUCGAGGACGCCGACCAGGAGCGGUUCGAGCGCCUCCGGUACGUGGAGGUGAAGCACGGGCGCAUUGCCAUGCUCGCCAUCGCCGGUCACCUGACCCAGCAGAACACCCGGCUCCCCGGCAUGCUCUCGAACUCGGCGAACCUGUCGUUCGCGGACAUGCCGAACGGCGUGGCCGCUCUGUCGAAGAUCCCCCCGGCGGGCCUCGCCCAGAUCUUCGCGUUCAUCGGCUUCCUUGAGCUGGCUGUGAUGAAGAACGUGGAGGGCUCGUUCCCCGGAGACUUCACCCUGGGCGGCAACCCGUUCGGGUCCUCGUGGGACGCGAUGUCGGAGGAGACCCAGGCAUCGAAGCGCGCGAUCGAGCUGAACAACGGGCGCGCGGCACAGAUGGGCAUCCUGGCUCUGAUGGUGCACGAGGAGCUGAACAACAAGCCGUACGUGAUCAACGACCUCCUUGGCGCGGGAUACACCUUCAACUAAACCACCCACCCACUUUUGCGUUCCCAACGUAGCGAAGCGUUUCCCGUAGGUUUUGACUAGGAAGGACUUGAACUAUCUGUGUUGGUUGAAGCUGGUGUUUUGGUGUGCCGCACGUGCCUCUGUUGCAUCUUAGGUCUCCAAUACGAGUGUCUUCUCUAGUUUUUUCUCGGGGUUAGAAUAGAGAAACAAACGUUUACGCAACCCGUUUUACGAAACGGUUCUGGAGGUCUUGAUUUUUGACUAGACAGCGCGAUAGUUUGGAUGUUGGAAGCAAAACUGCUGUGUUCCUCGGGGUAAUCAAGAUAGGACCGUGGUCAAGCGUAGUCCUUCGCUCCCUCUUUCGUCGUGGAUGCAGGACUCUUGUUUGUGUUUUUUUUUCCUUCCGUGUGGUGUGUUCACGCUUGCGUUCGAUGAUGAUGAGUCGUGAGUGUGUCCCCUCCUACGGGACAAUUUUCCGCGUGAAAGGACUAAAACAUGUAAUUUCCUCAAUUUGUGCACGUCGUUCUGUCAUGUGGCAAAGGAUGCGGGCCAUGGCCACACGCCGUUUGUUGACUCGAAGGAGUACCGCGGCCGUACGGGCCCGCCCUCCCACCUGGAUACAUGAGUCGAACUCAGGAUGUGGAGUGCGUUGUUCAGAGCCAGCCGUGUCUUUGUAGCCUUGACUAGGUGCAAUAUUCACAUACA
Molecule: messenger RNA, 1887 nt
Organism: Ectocarpus siliculosus
Lineage: Eukaryota; Phaeophyceae; Ectocarpales; Ectocarpaceae
Source: the annotation of a GenBank genome assembly